AUGGAUCUUGAGGACGACGUAAAGGUCCUCCAGAAAUGGUGUCAGGAGCAGCAGCCUCUUACAAUUGACAUCGUUGGGGAUUUUGCUGGUCAGGAGCUUUUCGUGAACCAUGGAGAGUCGUUGAUGCGGCACUGCCUCACUGAGGCGAGAGUUGAUUUCAAUGAUUGUAACUUUGAUGUUGUCUUAUCCAGAGAACUUCAGAAUAUCUUUGCGCAUGCACACGGCCCCAAAUACGAGCUAACUCGCCGAAUUCUGAUCAGCAUCUUGACAAAUCAGGUCUCAAUUUCUAUACAACUGAGUUUGAUUCCUUCGCGAGCGGGGAAGGUGUUCAUGUCUUUACUGAAUGGCACGAAAAAUGCACUCCGAAAACUCUCAAUCGAUUUACCCGACCUUGCAAAGUAG
Molecule: messenger RNA, 402 nt
Organism: Fusarium redolens
Lineage: Eukaryota; Fungi; Ascomycota; Sordariomycetes; Hypocreales; Nectriaceae
Exons: 3
Coding region: 1-402 (133 amino acids)
Source: RefSeq, a predicted model, not a curated record